AUCGAUGAUCUCAACUGAAGUUUCCUCUGUCAGCUUCAAGAAGGGACAGAAAAAUAUCGAGAAUGAGCAAACUGUUGUCCAGUUUAAGCUCCGUCGAGGUCCGCAGUGAGAGAAAGCCCGGGAAACUAAACACAGUUUAAGCCCAACAAUGCGCCCCAAACAAAGAAGGCAGUGAUUUGCGGUCUUGGUGGUUUGCUCCGCUGCUCCCGCUAGUCAGGGCUGGGUCCCGUUACAGUUGGGAGUCGGCGGCUCGCCAAGAUGUCUAUGGAGGAGCAGGAAUAUCCUGAGGCGGUACUGGUGACAGAAGCCGGGCCGCAGUGGCUCCAAGCCGAAGUGGAGCGUCUGACCCGGGAGCUUCGCGAAACGACCCAGGAGAAGAUCCAGGCGGCUGAGUAUGGGCUGGCGGUGCUGGAGGAGAAACAGCAGCUAAAGCAGCGAUUUGAUGAGUUGGAGACGGACUACGAGACGGUCCGACAGGAAUUGGAUCAGCUGAAGGAGGCCUUUGGACAUGCUUACUCAACCCACAGAAAGGUGGCAGCAGAUGGGGAGAGCAGGGAAGAGUCAUUGAUACUGGAGUCUGCCAGUAAGGAGGCUCUCUACCAGCAGAAGGUCCUGGAGUUACAGAAUGAGCUCCGGCAGGCCAAAGCUUCCCUCGCCAGUGCACAAGCUGAAAAUGACCGCCUGUCAUCCAUUGCCCUGGAAAUGAGAGAGAAUUCAGAGCUGGCAGAGCUGCAGCGCAGUCAGCUGCGGGAUGACAUCAGAGAGUACAAGGUUCGGGAGGCUCGACUGCUGCAGGACUACAGCGAGUUGGAGGAGGAGAACAUCUCACUUCAGAAACAAGUGUCUGUGUUGAAACAGAACCAGGUGGAAUUUGAAGGUCUAAAGCAUGAGAUCCGCCGCCUGGAGGAAGACACCCAGUGUCUGCACAGCCAGCUGGAGGAAGCAAUGCGUCUGAGGGAAAUUGCCGAGCGGCAGCUGACGGAAGCUUUAGAGACCAUCAAGACAGAGCGUGAGCAGAAGGCCUCGCUGCGCAAAGAGCUCUCCCACUAUAUGACCAUUGGCGGCUCCGUGUACAGUAGCUCUUUCAGUAUUUCCAUUGAUAAUGCCAAACUCCACGAGGACCCUUCAGCCAUCAAUGAACCGGACAAUGAUGAUCUAAUAAGAGGGUUUGAGAACGGCUUGGUUAAAUUGAGCGAAAGUGAUGAAGACAAUAGAACUGCAGUGAACAAGAGAGGAGAGGGCUUCAAACCAGUCCCUAGCUUGGUGGACGACCUGCUGAGUGAGCUCAACAUAUCAGAGAUACAGAAACUGAAACAACAGCUGGUGCAGGUUGAGAGGGAAAAAGUUGCCCUGAUCAACUCUCUGCAGGAGAGCCAGAAGCAGCUGGAACAGGCCUAUGGGACUGUGUCCGAGCAAAAGCAAACGGUCAACAGGUUGACUGAAAAUCUAAGUGCAAUGAGGAAACUUCAGGCCAGUAAGGAGCGGCAGUCUGCCCUUGACAGUGAGAAAGACAGGGACAGCCAUGACGAUGGAGACUACUAUGAACUGGACAUUAACGGGCCUGAGAUUCUGCAGUGUAAAUACACCGUGGCAGUGUCUGAAGCUGGAGAACUGAGACAAGAGCUGAAAACACUAAGGGCGCAAUACGAGGAGUGUCGAACCCAAUAUGAAGAUGAGCGAGCGCGGCUGGAAAGCGAUGUCCAGGACUUGAGGGCAAAGCUGUCGUCCUUGGAGAAAAUUAGCCAAGCAGAUAAAGCAGCGUUGUCACGUCUGGAGAGGGAGCUCUGUCUGGCCAACGAAGCUGCAGGAGAAUCACUUGGCAGCCUUAAUGUGGCGCAGGAUGAGCUCGUAGCCUUCAGUGAAGAGCUGGCCAACCUCUACAACCACGUGUGCAUGUGCAACAAUGAAACCCCUAACCGCGUCAUGCUCGACUAUUACAAGGAAGGCAAGGCCAUUGUAAGAAAGGGGCAAGAAGCAAAGGAUCACCAGUCAGUACUUCUCACUAACGGGUUAAUCAGUGAGACUGAAUCUGGAAAGUCCGACUCCAGCAGCGCAGCAGUUACUGCAGCACACGAGCACCGGCCGGAACCCAUGAACAUCUAUAACCUUGUUGCUAUUAUCAGGGACCAGAUCCGCCACCUGCAGCAAGCGGUGGACCGCACCACAGAGCUGUCACGUCAGAGACUUGCCAACCUGGAGCUGAGCACAGUGGCUGACAAAGACAAAGAAGCGUGCAUGGAGGAGAUUCUCAAACUGAAAUCCCUGCUUAGUACCAAAAGGGAGCAGAUUGCCACUCUCAGAGCUGUUCUCAAGGCUAACAAACAGACAGCUGAGGUUGCUCUGGCCAACCUCAAGAGUAAGUAUGACAGUGAGAAGACUAUGGUGACUGAGACUAUGAUGAAGCUCCGUAAUGAGCUCAAGGCUCUGAAAGAGGACGCAGCUACGUUCUCCUCUCUCCGGGCCAUGUUUGCUACAAGGUGUGAUGAGUAUGUUACACAGCUGGAUGACAUGCAGAGGCAGCUGGCUGCUGCCGAGGAUGAAAAGAAGACGCUGAACUCUUUGUUACGUAUGGCCAUUCAGCAAAAGCUCGCAUUAACUCAGCGCCUAGAGGAUUUGGAGUUUGACCAUGAACAAGCGCGCCGCAACAGCGCCACAACAGUGGGUGGCAAGGCCAAAACGAAGGGCAAGGGAGGCUCUUCCAGCCGCAGUUAAACUCAUGAAGCCAAGUGUCCUUAACGAGGUCCGUCAGGUUAUGUAUGUCAGUGGCCAGUUGUCUGCUCUCCUGGUUUCUCCACUCUCAAUCACAGUCCAUAUCACCAUGUCACUACUAAGACGAGAAUAUGUCAAACAGUAUUAGCCAAGAGCCUUGUUUUAGAGUGCCAAAACAGCUAUUUAAAAUAGCAUCAAAUUCUAUGAAAACUGCAGAAAAUAACACACCAGCUACCCGGUGCAGUCCAUCAGUCUUCCAAAAUAUGAACCACUAUGAUUACUCAACCGGUUGAAGGGUCACAAUGGGUGUUUUGUGGGUUACUUAAUGCCUGUGUUACCCUGACUGAGCACUUUUUUUGUUUUACGUAUUUGCUCCGAGCUUAUUCCACUUUCUAAAAUGAUGCUAACUGUUUCAAGUAUUGUAUAAUGUCUGUAUUCUGUGUGCAUGCUUGUCUUCCAACAUACCUUUAACCUUAUUUAUUUCAUAGCAACAAAGUCACAGAUUGCUUUUAAAGCCACAAGUAAGUCUCUGAUUUUGAUGUCCGUUGGCCUUAGAUUUAGUAUUUGACAUAUACUGACAGCCAGAAUUCUUGAUAACCGUGUCUUCUGUCGUGCUGUAUUGUCAUAACUCUAUGAUCCUGCAAAUAUGAAGCUUCAAAUACGGGAUCUUAACUACAUUGUGUAUCACUAUGUUCCUAAUAGAUAAAGCAGAGCUGUUACAAAUUAAAAGUAUGCUCAUUAUGUCUGGAAAAAGAAUAAAAAUGCAAAUCUUAUUUAAGGAUUUAUAAGUUAAGGUCAGAUGUAUAGUAUUCAUAAACUCUAAAAAUUCUUUAUCAUGAAUAAAGUUACUGUUUUAAUACAAUUUUUUGUAAAAUUUUUCAAAUAAGUCUGCAGUGCCAUUGUGUGUUUUUUCUUUAUACAAGUGCCACUUUCAAACAUUACAACAAAAAGAACCCUAAGUGUUUGUACUAUAUAAUAAUAUUUUACAUCUUGUUGCUCACAUUAUUGGUCCUAAUUGAUUGCAGUUUUUUUUACUAUAACUGUAAUUGUAUUUAUUUGACUCAGUUCCUUCAGACUACAGGAUUUGAAAUCCUUUUUAUUUCAUAAGGGAGUGUGCAUUUAGCUGGCAGGUUGAGACUUAAGAAAAUACUGAAAUGGGAAAAAAAAGAACACAAGCAAAAAUCCUAAUUGUAAGAUCCUGUCACUGCUUCCUGUUACAGUAUGUCUGGUGAAGAAAUAAAUCUAACUUUUACAAUUCUGA
This is a messenger RNA of Oreochromis niloticus (Nile tilapia), 3970 nucleotides long. RefSeq names its product protein bicaudal D homolog 2. Gene Ontology annotation, cellular component: cytosol; Golgi apparatus. The transcript is spliced from 8 exons. Gene Ontology annotation, molecular function: dynein complex binding; cytoskeletal adaptor activity; dynactin binding. The record is from RefSeq and is a predicted model, not a curated record. Gene Ontology annotation, biological process: regulation of microtubule cytoskeleton organization; microtubule anchoring at microtubule organizing center; protein localization to organelle. The coding region runs from base 259 to 2712 and encodes 817 amino acids. Lineage: Eukaryota; Metazoa; Chordata; Actinopteri; Cichliformes; Cichlidae.